AUUGCCGUUCGCCAAAUAGCGCCAAAAGCGUUCCCUCUUAAAACCACCCUUAAGCCCCGCUUGAAAGCACAAAAAAGCUCACCUCCGUUUGCAAGAUUUGUGACCUUCACGUGUCAUUUUCGUUUGCAGUGAAUCGAAAAAAAAAUCCCGCAAGGUGCGCCAGCAUGAACCCAAGUGAAAAAGGAGCCGGCCACGAUGGGCAGCCAUUAAAUCAGCCCCCAUAUCCAACGCCUCCCUACCCAGGCCAAGUGCCAGCACCCUCCAGUGGGUAUCCUCAUCCAGGCGCGGGAGGACAAAACUACGCACACCCACCACCACCCCCACCGUACGAUGCCAACUCCAAUGUCAUCCCACCGCCACAAAACGCCGCAACGACCUACGUGCAGGUCGUCACCCGACCGCAAGUGGGACCGGAUCCGGCCAGUAUGGUGUGUCCGUCCUGCACCAAGCACGUCAUCACCCGGUUGGACUACGAAACCUCUACCAAGACGCACAUCGCCGCGGGUUUGCUCUGUUUGUUCAUAUGUUGGCCAUGCUUCUGGAUACCGUACGUGAUCGAUUCGUGCAAGAACGCCAACCACUACUGCCCGAACUGCGGCGCUUAUAUCGGAACAUACCGUGGCUAGGGUCUCUGCGUUGCCAUGCGACAUAAACCGUCAUCGUUUUGCCUUGCUCCCCAAAAACCACUAUUGUUAUGGUAAUCCUGUAAAACAGCUGGCCAGCUAUCACAGCCAGCAAGCAUUGUGAUGUAAUUUUCCCAAUUUGUUUCCUCUGCUUCUUCUCCUACGCUGGACAACGAGGAAACAGACUACGGUCGGCUGAGAAAAGCAAGGAGGAUGGGCGGUAAACAAACCACCCAAAAAAAAACACAAAACAAAAUGAAAGUGCCUACUAUGAUGACUGCGUGUUAGCGCCAUAUUGUAGCAAGAGAGAGAGAGAGAGAGAGAGAGAGAGGGAGCGAGAGAUAGCGAGUGAGUGAGAGAGAAAAAAUAGCGUACGCAUAUAGGCUGGUCUAUUCGAAGAUGACUGUUACUGUUCUUAUUAUUAUUAUUUAGUGUAUAUGUAUAUUGCUGAUUUCGUGGAACGUGAAAGUUGCAUAAUAAAUCUAUGUACAUUAGCCAUCCCUUUUAACACAACUGCAGGGUGUUAGAUGCGUACUUAGAACUGAUAUCUCUAUAUGGUUU
Molecule: messenger RNA, 1184 nt
Organism: Anopheles nili
Lineage: Eukaryota; Metazoa; Arthropoda; Insecta; Diptera; Culicidae
Product: lipopolysaccharide-induced tumor necrosis factor-alpha factor homolog
Exons: 3
Coding region: 165-626 (153 amino acids)
Molecular function (GO): zinc ion binding
Source: RefSeq, a predicted model, not a curated record